Molecule: messenger RNA, 1556 nt
Organism: Microdochium trichocladiopsis
Lineage: Eukaryota; Fungi; Ascomycota; Sordariomycetes; Xylariales; Microdochiaceae
Product: glycosyl hydrolase family 61-domain-containing protein
Exons: 1
Coding region: 260-1282 (340 amino acids)
Source: RefSeq, a predicted model, not a curated record
CCAAGCCUUUCUCAUUCCUUUCACCCACACUCACUCACUCACUGCUUGCAGCUGGUCCAUUCUCUUCUCGCUAUCCAACAGUCAACAUACCCAGGAGGUUCUCGACAUUCUUUUUUCCUGACUACGUCGCCAUCAACGCAGACGCAAUUUUGAACAACCGCCCUCGCACCACGGUAUCUCGACUUUUCACGCUCACUUUCCUUGAGGAGAACAACAUCACUUCAAACCAACAACAACGUCAACGACAUCAACCGCCAACAUGAAGUACUCUACCGCUGCCAUUGUUGCCGCCCUCGUGCCUUCUGCCUACGGCCACUACUUCUGGAACCGUCUCAUCGUCAACGGCGUCGAGACGGGCGACAACGAGUUUGUCCGCAAGACGACCCGCCCUACCGCCUACAACCCCAUCAAGUGGAAGAAUGUCCGCGACAACUCGACCCCGGACCUCGAUGACAUCCGCUGCAACCAGGGCGCCUUCAGCUCCGCCGCGUCCACCAAGACCAAGGAAGUUGCCCCUGGCGACAACGUGGGCUUCAAGCUGGCCGUCGGCGCGACCAUGCAGCACCCGGGGCCAGCGCUGGCCUAUCUGUCCAAAGCGCCCUCGACGGCGAGCACGUACCGCGGCGACGGCGAAUGGGUCAAGAUCUGGGAGACGGGCGUCUGCGACACCAGCAAGGACUUUACCAAGGACGCUUGGUGCACGUGGGACAAGGAUCGGGUCAGCUUCGACCUUCCCAAGGAUCUACCCAACGGCGAGUACCUUCUCCGCAUCGAGCACAUCGGUCUGCACGGCGCCCACGACGGCCAAAGCGAGUUCUACCCCUCGUGUGCCCAAAUCAAGGUCGUUGGCGGCACCGAUGGCGGCUCCCUGGGCUCUGGAAUUAAGCUCCCCGGCGGCUACAAGCAGACCGACCCGUCCUUCAACUUCAGCCUGUGGAACGGCUACAAGCCGUACCCCAUGCCCGGCGGUCCCAUGUACGCCGGUGUCCAGGGUGGUGAGGGCAGCGGCAACGACACUGCUCCCGCCCCGACUGCUGCUCCCACCGUCAGCGCCCCUGCUACUACGGCCGCCCCGACUACUCUGCAGACUGCCACCCAGGAGCCCGGCAACACUGCCCCGACCAGUACGCCUGCUCCUCCUCCCAGUGCUCAGGUCCCUGGCACGGGCGCGCCUGCUCCGGCCCCGGCUCCGGCUCCCGUCCCCAACUGCCCCAACGCUCCUCGCCGCAAGAGCAAGCGUUCCCGCAAGGCUAAGAAGGCCAAGAAGGCCCAGCUCAACUAAGCUCGCCUGGACUACGGUCCCAUCCGUUGACAGGGUGGCAAACUCGCCGCAUGUACCAUAUUCCCCUUCUGAGACCUGGGUCUGCGAGGGGGCCAAAAACUUUUGUUCAAACACAUACUUCACUUCUUUGCUGGAUCUAACCUUGGCACACUUUGCGCAAGGCGGAUGCACUUUUAUGGAUGAGAAAGGCUUGAGCCACAGACUUUGAUCACUAUGUAGAUCACCAACAAUUGCAGAAUAAAGACUCCGUCUUUUGCGGACCGACUUUCAAUAA